Messenger RNA from Brassicogethes aeneus, 372 nucleotides. Lineage: Eukaryota; Metazoa; Arthropoda; Insecta; Coleoptera; Nitidulidae. The record is from the annotation of a GenBank genome assembly.
AUGAAAUUGGAUGAUUUCUUCAUAUGGCCUGACAACUCCUCAAUGUAUAAACUUACACAUGCCGAACCAAGACCGUACAUGAAAGAUAUAGUCGAGGUUACCGCUGAAAGAGGAAAAUAUAUAUUGACCUAUAAAACAGGUUUUGACACAGACAAUACAUGCAUAUCUCUUGAUUUCCUUAGCAAAAACGCAAGCCGGCAACUCCACCCUCCACCUGAUAAAGCAAAUCCUAGAGGAAUUACAAGAGAAAGGAAAAAGCCUAUUGAGAAAAAUUUGUUUCCAAUUAUUCCAACAAGUAGGAGACUAUUUUGGGAAAGUCUUCCAGUAAAUGACAAUGCAGCAGAUCUUAGAGUUCAUUAUAAUAAUUUAUAA